Messenger RNA from Sphenostylis stenocarpa, 543 nucleotides. NCBI's taxonomy places the organism in Eukaryota, Viridiplantae, Streptophyta, Magnoliopsida, Fabales, Fabaceae. The record is from the annotation of a GenBank genome assembly.
AUGAAUUCAGAGAAGCCAGUCAGUCCCGAUAAUUUAAGUGAUGAAAACGAUCAAGAAGAAGCACAAGAUGACACUGGUGGAACCAAACGCUCUUAUGAGUGCACAUUCUGCAGAAGAGGCUUUACAAAUGCUCAGGCUUUAGGGGGUCAUAUGAACAUCCAUAGGAAAGACAGGGCCAAGGCCAAGCAAUUCACACUUGACGCUUCACCUUCAAUUAACAAAUUCAACAGUGAUGAAUCCAUGGUCUUUCCUUUUGUCUCGGAGACUUUAAACCAACCCACAAGGCCUUACUCCAUUUUGGAGUCUCAGAAGAACUGUGAAAUGCACUUUCAUCCACCAGCACCUGCACAUGCCUUUUAUUAUGAGUUUUAUGACCAAAGGUCUCGGUCUUUAAAUUUGAACCAAGAGCUUCGCGGUGCCAACUUGAGUCUCCAAAUUGGUCCAAGUCAUCAUGUGGAUGAUAAUAUUCGUCAAGUCAGGAGAGGAAACAAGAAAGAUAGUGAAGUGGACUUGGAGCUCAGACUUGGCCAUGAUCCAUACUGA